AUGACAGUAAGAAAAGCCAGAACUGCUUCAUUCUUUAUUGAUAUUGAGAAGAAUGGAUUUCUAGAUGACGAUGAUGUUGCUUACAAACAACAACUAGAGAAACAAUUACAAUUACAUCAACAACGUGGCGGUAACGGUAAUAGGAAAGGAAGAAGAGGAGAAUCUGUUACCCUUACCAUACUUGUGUUGUGUAUAUUAUCAUUAACAUAUUUUAUUUAUGGUUAUGGAUCCACUAUAUUAAUGAAUAAUAAUUUACAAUUGGAUAAAUCAAUUUUACUUUCUUCAGGUUUAGGAUCACCAGAGAUCUCUAUAUUGACUCAAGAAUUAAUUAACAAUUACGAUGAAAUGAAUAAUGGUGGUAUUGGAUUAAUGAUAUCUGACGAAUUAAAAGAAGAAUUAAAACAGCAACAACAAUAUUAUUCUCAACCAAAAGUAGCCAAUGUAUUACUGUCAGGAGGAGAUGGUAAUGCCAAACAAGAAAACCAAGGAUAUCCAACUACUAAUAACAACGAUAUUGAUAAUGAAGAUGAGGAUUACACCAGAAAGACGCUUAUGAACAACAACGAAGCAAAUAAUAAUGUGAACAACAACUACAAAGAUGACAACAACAAUAGUAAUAAUAAUGCAGAUGAUAAUGAUACCCAGAAUGCAAACUAUAAUGCUGUUGAAACCAUUCAAGCUAACCUUAAAGAAAUGUUUGCCAUUAGUCCUAUGGUGGUAAUUUCGCAAACUAAUCAAAUUGAUGAAUUACAAACCAUUCUUACAAAAUUAAAUAUUAAUCCUCAACCGAAAUUUAUUAAUUUAUCUAAACAUCCUAAUUAUUUAAAUAUUAAACAAUAUUUGAAAAAAAUUUAUAAUAUUGAUGAAGAUGAUCAUAUUCCUAGAGUAUUUUUAGCUGGAAUACCUAUUGGAGAUAGUGAUAAAAUCAUUGAAAUGUAUAAAGAGAAUCAAUUGAUUAGUCAUUUAAGAGAAAAAGGUCAAGGAUUAAUAAAUGUUUAA
Molecule: messenger RNA, 999 nt
Organism: Candida albicans SC5314
Lineage: Eukaryota; Fungi; Ascomycota; Pichiomycetes; Serinales; Debaryomycetaceae
Exons: 1
Coding region: 1-999 (332 amino acids)
Source: RefSeq, a predicted model, not a curated record